Messenger RNA from Rubroshorea leprosula, 1758 nucleotides. The record is from the annotation of a GenBank genome assembly. Lineage: Eukaryota; Viridiplantae; Streptophyta; Magnoliopsida; Malvales; Dipterocarpaceae.
AUAUCUAGUUCUGCCACUUCCCUUCGAUAAGGAAAGAGAGACAUUAGCAAAGAAAGAUAGUGGAGAGCAAUUGUGAAGAAGUAAAGAAAUGGCCCUAAUUUCCACUCAUAGCCCUUGGCUUUUUGUUUUUGGUCUUCUAGGCAACAUUUCCUCAUUCGUGGUUUUCCUAGCUCCAAUAUCGACCUUCUAUCGGAUUUGGAAGAAGAAAUCAACCGAAGGGUUUCACUCUGUUCCAUAUUUGACUGGCCUCUUUAGUGCAAUGCUUUGGAUCUACUACGCCUUACUCAAAGCUAAUGCUUUCCUUCUCAUCACCAUCAAUGCUUUUCAUUGCGUCAUUGAGACCAUUUACAUUGCUCUCUACAUCACUUAUGCCCCAAGGAAAGUGAGGACUACAGCUUUUUCAUCUUUAUCAAAUCUCGUCACACAAAAGCUUACAUCUGAUAAUUUCUUACUAUGGAAGGGUCAAAUUGUUCCAAUUUCAAGAGGAUAUGGAGUCAUGGGUUAUCUAGACGGGUCGAAGCCAACGCCUUCAGAGUUUGUUGAGUUAGAGGAUGACAAAGGCAAGACUAAUAUGGAACCCAAUCUUGAAUACGAGAAAUGGUAUGCUCAGGAUCAACAACUACUUUGGAGUACUUUAUGCAAGUCUUAUGCUCAACAAUCUGAAGUCAGAUUGAUGUAUCUCCAAAAUGAAUUACAAAAUACCAAGCGAGAUGGAAAAUCUAUUGAAGAUUAUUGGAAUAGGAUGAAGAAAAUCUUUGAUCAACUGGCUAUAAUUCAACACCCUGUGAAUGAUUUACAGAAGGUUCAUCAUGUUCUUACUGGUCUUGUUAAAGAGUACAAAAUGUUUGUCACAGUUGUGUUGGCUAAACCACCUUUGCCCUCUUAUGAUGACUUAAAGACAUUAUUCCCUCAACAUGAGCUUGCAUUUAACAUUACUUCAAAUGCAUCCAGCGGAGUUACAGACACUCCAUUGCAAAGCAGUGCAAGUCAUAAUGUACAUUACAUAGAUGCUCAGUAUGAUCACAGAAAUAAAGGAAGAGGAAUGCGUCAAGGAAGAGGAAGAGGAAAUUUCAAUGCCUAUAAUUCUUCACAUUAUAGCCCUUCAUGUGGAUAUGGAGGGAGAAGACAAUUCUUUAAUCAAAAUUAUCACCAAUAUUCAGGAUCUAGACGUAAUUCUGGUGAUUGUGGAAUUCUUCUUACUCCAGCUAAUGCACAAGCUUGCCAGAUCUGUGGUAAAUUCAAUAAUCUUGCUUCGGAAUGUUAUUACAGACACAAAAAUCAAAAUGAACCAAUAGCUUUGACACAUUCCAUAGCCUCUUCUUCAACAAUCUCUGAGGACAACUAGGCUAUAGACUCGGGAGUUGUUGGUCAUGUGACCGAAGAUCUUGGUAAGCUUACUGAUAUUGUUCCAUAUAAAGGGCAUUCUUGUAUUGGUAUGAGAGAUGGAUCUGCACUGCCAAUCACUCACAUUGGCAAAGCUUUGAUUUCAUCUUCAAUGGGAUCUAUAAUUGUUCCUGAUGUUUUUCUUGUCCCAAAUUUCAAAAAGAACAUCUUAUCAGCAUCUCAAUUUAUUGAUCAAUUUCAAUGUGCCUUCAUUUUUACUCUUGACAUUGUUUUGGUGAAAGAUCUACAAUCGAGGAAAAUCCUCACUAGAGGCAGACGUAAAGAUGGUCUGUAUGUGUUACAGAGUGAAGAAGUUCAAACUCUUUUUGUUGCAGCUCUGUCUACAAGGAAGCUUAAUAUAUCAGCAGAAUUAUG